AUGCACCGCCGACACCGCGCCGCGCCGUUUCUCCCACUGCUGCUGCUGCUGCUCGUGCUGCACUGCGGCGGCGGGUGCCGCGCCGCUGCGGGCCGCCGUGUGUUCGACGACACGGUGCCGAAGAGCGGCUGGCCGGCGGCUGCGGUGGUGCGUGAGGUGCCGCGGAGGGGGCAUGGCACGGCGCAGGCGUACACCGUCGCAACGGCAGCGGCGGCAGGAGGAAAGAGCAUCGAGGGCUGGGCGCCCAUCCGCAUCGAGGUGUCCACGAAGGAUCUGGAGCAGAAAUCUCAGAGGGGGAAGAAGAGGUACUGCGAAGCAGCGGGGGAUGAGUGCAUCAACUACUUGGGACACGAGGUAACUUGCACGAACCGUGACGUACUGUCGGACGCUAAGAAGCAGUUGUAUACGACGAAGAUUAUUCCCGGGGCCGUCAAGCUGCACGUGGAGCGACUUCUCGUGCAGCCAGUGGCUGAGAAAAUUGUUGUGCCGCGAAAUCUCGAAGAGCAUUGCCGGCACUUUACAAUUCCAACUGAGCACAAGAGCGGGGGUGUGGCGGAUGCCGACAUGGUCCUCUACGCUGCUGCCGGGCCACUCGGUCAUAACACUCCGGCGUGGGCCGCCACGUGUGCCACGUUGGAUGACCUCCGCCCUUCCGUUGGCGCCAUGAACUUCAACCCGGCGUACAUGACCGACUCGGCGUGGAGCGUCCGCGUCGCCGCGCACGAGCUGGCGCAUGCCCUCGGUUUUAGCCACGAAGCAAUGAGGCACAAGAACCUGGUGGAGUCAGAGCCCAGUGUGCGUGGAGAAAACCGCAAGGUGGUGGCGGGGGCCACGGUCAAAGCGAAGGCGAUAGCGCACUUCAACUGCGAGUCGCUCAAGGGCAUGGAGCUGGAGCAGGACACUGUGGGUGUGCAAGCGAAGUUGCCUCACUGGGAGGGACGCAACGCCCGGGACGAGCUGAUGGCCCCCACGGUUGGCGCCGGCUACUACACGGCACUGACGCUGGCGGUGUUUGAGGACCUCGGCUACUACCGCGUGAAUUGGGGCAUGGCGGAGCCGAUGGGGUGGGGCAACAACUCCGGCUGCGGCUUCCUGCAGACGAAGUGCAACGACACCGAGCGCCUUGCCACCACGUACCCUCAUAUGUUCUGUGAUGACACCGACAAGGCGACGCUUCGCUGCUCCUCUGACCGCCGUCACGUCGGGACGUGCACAACAGGCAUCGUUGAUCAGAGCGGGAGCUUGCACAAUAAGGACGUGUGCCCUGUUGUUUCGACGUAUCUUCAUGAUUCAACUUCUGAGAGAAGGUCCAGCGCGUGCGCGGACGCAGCUGCGGCGACUCUCCCUGGGUCGCUGACUGGCACUGGCUCGUGGUGCCUGGACGCGGAAGCGCUGCAGGUGAAGACUAACGCCGGUGGCAAGAAAAUCGAGGGUGUGUGCGCGCAGGUGCUGUGCGAGGGCGGCGCAGUGAAGGUGAAGUACCUCGGCGGCAACGAGCCUGUGCCGUGCCCCGAGGGGAAGGAAGUCACGGUGGUGGCAAAUGAUCAUCUGCAGGGCGGGAAGCUAAAGUGCCCGAAGUACGAGGAGGUGUGCACCAUCGCCGCCAACGGCAGCAGCCUCGUCAUUCCGCGCGUUGAGGAGGAGGGCGACGCCGAGGGGAAUCCGGAGGAAGACGCAGCGGAGCAGGAGGAAAAGAAUGACGAGGAGGAGGCGGAGGAAGAGGUUCCGGCACUUGAGCCACAGCGUGCAGAGUUGUCUUCUGGAACUGCGGGCAUCGAUCUUUCGAAUCCGAAGGCGGCGGCGGAGGUUGGGCCCGGC
Molecule: messenger RNA, 1818 nt
Organism: Trypanosoma conorhini
Lineage: Eukaryota; Euglenozoa; Kinetoplastea; Trypanosomatida; Trypanosomatidae
Product: surface protease GP63
Exons: 1
Biological process (GO): cell adhesion; proteolysis
Cellular component (GO): cytoplasm; membrane
Molecular function (GO): metalloendopeptidase activity
Source: RefSeq, a predicted model, not a curated record